This is a messenger RNA of Oppia nitens, 1402 nucleotides long. Its product is annotated as LIM/homeobox protein Lhx9-like. Bases 83 to 1402 code for a protein of 439 amino acids. Gene Ontology annotation, cellular component: nucleus. Gene Ontology annotation, biological process: regulation of transcription by RNA polymerase II; neuron differentiation. Gene Ontology annotation, molecular function: DNA-binding transcription factor activity, RNA polymerase II-specific; RNA polymerase II transcription regulatory region sequence-specific DNA binding. NCBI's taxonomy places the organism in Eukaryota, Metazoa, Arthropoda, Arachnida, Sarcoptiformes, Oppiidae. The transcript is spliced from 5 exons. The record is from RefSeq and is a predicted model, not a curated record.
GGACAAACCAUGUUAAAACAUUCAGAUAGCUAUCAUCACCACAUGAAAUGGUAAUGUAUUGGACAUCAAGUGAUCAAAUGUCAUGCCGUCGUCAUCAAUGGUGACCGAAAUGCAAAACCAAUAUGACAUCAAUUCAACACCAGUUGAUAGCAAAACAACAAACAAUGAUCAGUCAGACGGUGAUUACGGCGAUGACAGCCAACCGCUGAUAAUAAAAUGCGGUGGUUGUGGUGACACCAUCGCCGACCGCUACUACCUGUUGACUGCAGACAGACAGUGGCACUGUCGGUGUCUCAAGUGUUGCCAAUGUGGCCAACAAUUAGAGUAUCAGAUGACGUGCUUCUCAAGAAACGGACUGAUCUAUUGUAAGCAAGACUAUUAUAGACUCUUUUGGUGGCAAAAGUGUGUCCGCUGUCUGCAAGUUAUACAACCAAAACAACUGGUAAUGAGGAUCAGUGUCGACGACGACGACAACAACAACAACAGUGACCACAACAGUAAUAGUCACUACUAUCACGUCCAGUGUUUUACUUGUGUGGCAUGUGAUCAACAACUGAAAAAAGGCGACCACUUUGGUCGUCAUAAUACAGAUAUUUAUUGUCAUUUGCAUUAUAAACAAGUCAAUGAUAAUGAGUGCCAUAAUUAUCACCACAAUUUGGUUAAUGCCAGUCAUGAACUACAGCAACAACAACAUCAACGACAGUGCUUCACAAACGGUGGCACCGAUUCUGAUGAUAUCUGUGAUAAGGCAUCAGUCAAAUCAAUGAGCGAUUCAUAUCAUGAAAAGCAAUCAAAACAUCACCGAAAAAGGAAAACAAAGUUAAGCCAAAAGUUCAUCGAUAAGUUGACCUCACUAUCACCCAACCAUUCACCAAAUGGGUCGCAAUGUGACUCUCCAUCGACAACCACAUCAUCAACACUGUUGACAUCGUUGUCAUCUCUGAGACGACCCAAACGGAACCGGACGUCAUUCAAACACCAACAGCUCAGAGCAAUGAAGCAAUACUUUAACCUCAAUCACAAUCCGGACUCCAAAGACCUGAAGCAAUUGUCGCAGAGGACAGGCCUAGCAAAGCGAGUCCUUCAGGUCUGGUUUCAGAACCAAAGAGCUAAAUGGAGACGAAGUCUAUUACGACAACAAAGUUCAGGGCCUCAGAUAGUGGAGGAAUGCCAGCCAUUGACCGAACUUAAUGAAUAUGCGUUGAGUACUGACGAGGAACAGACCAUCAUUGAAGAGGAACAGUGGUCGGCGCCCAACAUACAGGCGCUUUUCGUUGAAGUCCUUGUGAUAUCCGAGUGGUGUAAAUUCAGAGAUGAGAUGCCUGUUGUGCUCCGGCGCUGUCUGUUUUCCAAUACUAUGCCCAACACUGCUUCUCCUAUUUUCUAUCGGUUCUCUCCCUAA